Aaosphaeria arxii CBS 175.79 is the source of this 1200-nucleotide messenger RNA. RefSeq lists its product as uncharacterized. The coding region runs from base 115 to 1068 and encodes 317 amino acids. The transcript is spliced from 4 exons. The record is from RefSeq and is a predicted model, not a curated record. Lineage: Eukaryota; Fungi; Ascomycota; Dothideomycetes; Pleosporales.
AUAUUAUGUCUUUCAAUCAUAGCAUUCGAGUCGCGGCGUAAACCUUUCGUGUGGUGAGACAAAAGACGAAGCUAACAGCAACCCGUCGCAGACUCGAACAAUUUCUCGUGAUCGAUGGCGUCCCCGCCCGCCUCAAACGAUACCACGCAUCGCCUUUCGCACCGCCCCAGGAGAGACAGAGGCGAAGCAAAGGAGACGACGCGUGGAUACGCAGCAUCUAACCUCCAGAACCUAUGGGAUAGCCAGGAAAUGACACAAUAUCAAAUACCACGAGUGGCAGGAAGCCUAGCGACAUCAGCCUCGCAGAUCCACUCGUUCGCUGGAUCACAGGAGAGCACAUUCUCUUCGGAUCUGUGGGCAAGUCAGAAUAGCGCCGUUGAUCCAAAUUCGAGCCAACAGCUUGGAUAUCCAGUUCCCACUGUUCUACAGGGACAUAUACCUCACAACACUAUCACCAGUAGUGUUUAUCCGCAAGGCUUGCAAGACUUUAACGUUCAAAUGCCCACUACUUCGAACUUAGGGCCCUCGCCGUACAGCCAGAUGAAUUCACAUCCUAGCCCUAACCAUCUUGUUACCAAUCAUCAGGGGCAAUACAUUCCAGAUCUCGUCCAAACUCAAGGAUUUCCGAUUUCAAACACCAAUUAUCCACAGUUGUCGAACGAUCUUCGGUACGGACAUAUUCCGUCUCCACGUGUCGAGCGAGGUACGAGCCGAGCGGACAGAGGCCAAAGUGAUCAGGCUUAUAAUCGAUUACUUCUCAUCCGGACUUAUCAGUUGAUACUUCACCAUCGACCUUCGCGUCAGGGAGUGCAAACCAGAGCAACGCACAUCAUGAACAGUACGAAUACGGUACUGCAGGUGGCUGCAACGGCAACAAUGAAUAUUUCAGCGAUCGGAGCAUGUUACCAGAAAGUGGCCAAACGCAAAAGGACCAGGUGCAUCCAUCAUCAACACUUCAAUCUCCCCGUGGAAAUUCCAGAACCAGACGCUCUCAAGACUCGCCUAGUCCAGAAGCUGCCACACCUCCAUCGCCCAGUGAAUCGUGUGACUUCUGUGGCAAAAUCUUGACAGGUCCGCAUGCCAAAGGGAAUCUUCGGCGGCACCAGAAGACUUCGGAAUGUCCAGCGCCUCUCCAAGGCCAAGCGUAUCAUUGCAAGUAUUGUCCCAAGUUGUACAGACGGUCCGACGCAUUGCGGAACC